UAUGUGACCGGUCGGCAAGGGAACAAGGUCGCGGUUCAGCGCAUUGCUCGUUUGUAACUUUGCUGGCAUUUACUGCCUUGUCGUCCGGGUGUGUGCACGUGUGUUUAGCUGACGGAGCGCGAUGUCAUCGGUGGCUAUUGUUUCGAGUGGCAUUGUGAUGCUGGUGACAGUGUUUUUGUGGUGGGUUGUGAAACACUUUGGCAGUGCUCUUCGGUAUGCCGGAAAGCUUGGAGGGCCCGUAGCAUACCCGCUGGUAGGGAAUGGAUUACUUUUUCUCUUCAAAACACCCGCUGAAUUUCUGUUGCGGCUGGGAUCCUUGAUCGAGGAAUAUGGUCAGUGUUUUCGCUUAUGGCUCGGCACACAACUCGUAAUAGUGAGCACUGAUCCGAAGGACAUUGAGGUUCUUCUCAGCAGUCCGAAAUAUAUCAGCAAAUCAGGUGAAUAUGACUUCAUAAAACCCUGGCUAGGGGACGGUUUGUUGAUCAGCGAUGGGCGUAAAUGGCAGGCCCGCCGGAAAGUGAUAACACCCUCGUUUCACUUCAAGAUCCUCGAUCAGUUUGUGGAAAUCUUCGAUCACCAGGGGUCCACGCUGGUUGACAUACUGCACCUGUUUGCGAAAUCAGGCGAAACAUUCGAUGUCUUUCCCCUGGUGACCCUGUACGCUUUGGAUGUGAUAAGUGAAUCGGCCAUGGGUACCAAAGUGAACGCGCAAAUCAACUCGGAAUCAGAAUACGUGAAGGCAGUGAAGGAAAUAACGAAUCUAAUACAAUUCCGUUUCUACGACUUUUUGCUACGCUACGACUUUUUCUUCCGUUUGUCCGCAAACCGACGCAAACAGCUGAAGACACUGGCGAUUCUGCACGGUUAUACCGAUAGCGUGAUUAGUGCGAGACGUAAAGAGUUGACGAAAAAGUCGCUGGCCGCUGCUGAUGACGCAAACGAAGAGACGAACGAUAAUGAUGUCGGUUCGAAGAAGCGUAUGGCCUUCUUGGAUUUGUUGCUACAGUCAACGAUCGACGGAAGACCCCUGACGGAUUUGGAGAUCCGUGAGGAGGUGGAUACCUUCAUGUUCGAGGGACAUGAUACUACGACGAGCGCGAUAAGCUUUCUUUUCCAUAGCUUAGCUCACAAUCCCCAAGUGCAGCAAAAAGUGUUCGAUGAAGUAAAAAGCAUAAUCGGUGACGAUCGGUCCCGUCCGGUGACGAUGGCAAUGCUGAACGAUAUGAACUACUUGGAUUUGGUCAUCAAGGAGACACUCCGGCUGUACCCCUCGGUGCCGAUGUUUGGACGGAAAAUGAUGGAAAACACCGAGAUCAAUGGAAAAAUAAUCCCUAGUGGCGCUAACAUGAUCGUCAUGCCAUUUUUCUUGGGACGCAAUCCGAAGCAUUUUCCCGAUCCGCUGGUGUUCGAUCCGGAGCGGUUCAACGUGGAGACGUCAGCAGAGAAGACGAACCCGUACCAGUACAUUCCGUUCAGUGCCGGGCCGAGGAACUGCAUCGGUCAGAAGUUUGCCAUGCUAGAGAUUAAGAGUGUGGCCAGCAAGGUGCUUCGCCAAUACGAGCUACUACCGCCGGCGGAGCCACAAAAGAUUUCGUUAAUUGCGGAACUGAUUUUGCGGCCAGAACAUGGGAUACCUCUACGCGUUAGGAAUCGCGCAGAGAUGGUGGCCAGUGAUGAUUACUGAAUCUGCUUUAAAGAACCGUUAUGAGUAUUGGGAAUUAAUUUGUAUUAAGGAAUCAUCAAUGCUGCAAGCGUGCCAUUGUAUGUUUUGACGGUAACCGAUAUUCAGGUAAGGUAAUGGGUGUUAUAAAUUUCUUUGAAAUGAGAAGUUCUUCUAUUUGAUUAUGCUACGGCAGUAAAACUGUCAAAACGGCUGGUACUUGGAACCAACGAACGGGUUGUGAAUCACAACUUGUGAUAUUUGUUAAAUUGAUUAAUAAAAUAAAAGCAACCAAAUU
This is a messenger RNA of Anopheles aquasalis, 1958 nucleotides long. RefSeq names its product Cytochrome P450 4d1 (gene Cyp4d1). NCBI's taxonomy places the organism in Eukaryota, Metazoa, Arthropoda, Insecta, Diptera, Culicidae. Gene Ontology annotation, molecular function: heme binding; oxidoreductase activity, acting on paired donors, with incorporation or reduction of molecular oxygen; monooxygenase activity. The record is from RefSeq and is a predicted model, not a curated record.